Ceraceosorus bombacis is the source of this 1671-nucleotide messenger RNA. NCBI's taxonomy places the organism in Eukaryota, Fungi, Basidiomycota, Exobasidiomycetes, Ceraceosorales, Ceraceosoraceae. The record is from the annotation of a GenBank genome assembly.
AUGGCACCUGUGGCAAACCUUUCGCCAUCUCGCACGACCAGUGGUAGCGACCAUCCUGCAAAGCGGCAAAAGCUAGGUCUUACCACUGGAAACGACGCGAUCACAACCUCAAAUAAGGGUGCAGUGACUGAAAAGGAGCUGGCAGCUCUUGAUGACGACGAGCUUGCUAAUGCUUCUUCUACGGAUGGCAAGAAGAAGAAGGACGAAGAGAGGGCAGCAAGAAGCGCCGCUCUAGAGAUUCCGGGUGUGGUGCCGGAGUCGGAAUGGGCAGAUCUGCCAAGCGUGCUGAAUGCGCGACCCAAGCCGCCCAGAGUAGACUUCAGGACUGGUCUCUUUCUUGCGCCCAUGGUAAGGUCUGGACACUUGCCCACGCGAUUGCUAUCCCUGCAGUACGGCGCUGAUUUGGUUUGGGGACCAGAAAUCGUCGAUCGAGCCAUCAUGGGCUGUGAGAGGGUUGUCAAUGGUAAGUAAGCCUGCAGCUACGGUAGUGGUGGUCAGGCGGCUCACACGCACUACAUCGUGGACUGUAUGCGAGCAGAAACGACUGGCAUCGUAGCCUUCAUCAAGGACGACAAGGAGGUCUUCACCACGCAUCCAAUCGAGAAAUCACGCGUCAUCUUUCAGCUUGGCAGUGCCAACCCGCAGUGGGCUUACGCAGCGAUCAAACGUCUAACGGCGCAUGAUGACGUGGCAGGCGUGGACCUCAAUUGCGGGUGUCCAAAGCCAUUCUCUACGAUUGGAGGCAUGGGCGCACAUCUCCUGUCCACACCCGAUCUGCUCUGCGAUGUGCUUCGAGCUAUGCGCAGAGCCGCUCCGCCACACGUCACUGUGAGCUGCAAAAUUAGGCUACUGCCAACCAAGGAGGCGACGCAAGCUCUGGUUAGGCAGAUCAUCAGGACAGGCUGCAUCGAGAAUCUGACCGUACAUUGCCGCACCAAGGAGAUGCGGCCCAGAGAAGCGGCUCUCCCGAACAGGUUGCAAGAGGUUGCUGAGGUUGUAGCUGAAGAGACGGGAGGUGCGCUGCCUCUUUGCUGUAAUGGAGAUGCUUGGGAUGCCAAGGAGGCUCAAAGCUUGAUGCAACUCACGGGAGUCAAGAGCAUCAUGAUCGCUCGGGGAGCAGAAGCAAACCCUUCUUGCUUUCACCCUGACGGUGUACGAAGUAUUACGGCCGAGGUCGCACCACAGAUGGUUCGGUAUGCUGCAGCGGUGGAGAACGCGUUCCCGAACACCAAAUUCUGCCUGUCGCAAUUGGCGUACAAGUCGACCUCUUCUUUCAAUCCCAAAGCCAAGCCCCUCAAGAACAGUCCCAACAAACGAGAAAUGAUCAAUUUUAGGGAGGCACUGGCCAAGUCCAAGAGCGAUGAGGAUUUGGCUCUGGUGUUUGGUGUGGAUUUGGACCAAGUCAAGAAUACAUCUAUGGCGGACAUUCUCAGGCCUGUCAAAGAAGCGCUGGAGAAGAAGCAGAUCGCAAGACCUGCAGAGGAGCCAGCAAGCACGACGAAGAGGGAUGCGAUCGACAUAGCGCAUGUCCAAGCGGCGAGCGCGAAAGAAUCCAUCAGGCACACGGAGAACGACACGGAACGCAGCGCCGAGGCUUUGGGUGCUGAAGGAAGUCAUCGGACGCUUGAGCACUCCGCUGCUGCCCGAUGGACGGAAGCCUUCUGGAGCUAA